AGCAGGCAACAAGAGCACAAACAAGAGCAUAGAGGGGGAGCAGGAAGUAAGAGGCAAGUGGUCUUGGGCUCAGCCUUCGAUUGAAAGUCGGAGUAGCCAUGGGCAAUAAGAUAUCAACAAGUGAAACCUUGGAUAAAGAAGAUUUGGAAAAGAUUGAAGAACUAAAGAUGAUCUCCAACUUUUCGGACAAAGAGCUUAACAGAUUAAUACGAAUAUUCAAUCAGCUUGAUGCUGAUAAGAGCGGAACUGUUGGUACCCAGGAGCUUUUUCAGAUGAAAGAAUUCAGAGCUAACCCCUUCAUACACCGGAUAACAAAAGUCUCGCUGGGCAAAGAAGAUGAUGGCGACAACACCUCUCUGAGCAUCCAAGAAUUUGCGCAACUGAUGAGUGUGUUUAGUAUAAGAGCCACUCGCGAACAAAAACUGAGAUAUGCCUUCAAAAUAUAUGAUGUUGAUGGUGAUGGAAAGGUAAACUAUGUGAUUCGUGGAUAGCGCAGUUUAUGUAGGGAUAAGGCGUAGCUUUGCAAGACUAAGCCAAUUUUCUAUGCUGACAUGGAUAUCUUGUCUGAAGAUUUCUAAAGAAGAUCUUAG
Guillardia theta CCMP2712 is the source of this 590-nucleotide messenger RNA. RefSeq lists its product as hypothetical. Lineage: Eukaryota; Cryptophyceae; Pyrenomonadales; Geminigeraceae. Bases 99 to 491 code for a protein of 130 amino acids. The transcript is spliced from 7 exons. The record is from RefSeq and is a predicted model, not a curated record. Gene Ontology annotation, molecular function: calcium-dependent protein serine/threonine phosphatase regulator activity; calcium ion binding.